This is a messenger RNA of Biomphalaria glabrata, 6635 nucleotides long. RefSeq names its product NUAK family SNF1-like kinase 2. The transcript has 8 exons. The record is from RefSeq and is a predicted model, not a curated record. Gene Ontology annotation, molecular function: ATP binding; tau-protein kinase activity; protein serine/threonine kinase activity. Lineage: Eukaryota; Metazoa; Mollusca; Gastropoda; Planorbidae. Gene Ontology annotation, biological process: intracellular signal transduction; microtubule cytoskeleton organization; protein phosphorylation. Bases 282 to 2840 code for a protein of 852 amino acids. Gene Ontology annotation, cellular component: cytoplasm.
AGCCUUUUUGACAACAUUGCUGUCUAGUGUUCCUGGUUUCUCUCUGUAGCAUUAUCAUUCGGGCAUUGUUCUUCUCUUCUAUAGUUUGUCUGCAUUCAUCAUCAUACCACCCUAUUUUCUCGUUCUUUUGUUUAAAUCCAACUACCUCUUCUGCUGUUCUUUUGAUAGCAUGCUUUAUUAUUUCCCAAUGCUCAUUUAUGUUAUUUUCGCAGUCCUUUUCUAAUGUUGUCAGUUGUGUUUGGAGUGCCAUUCUAUAAGUUUCUGCAACAAGUGGAUCCUUUAUGCAUCUAUUAGGUGAGACGGAUAUAAUUUCUAAUGACAACAAGACAAAUAUGUCAGGUGCUUCUGCAGACAUUCGUCUUAGGAGGCAGGUGCCAGUGACAAACAAGCCCCCGCUGAAGUUGCGCCUCACCUCCAGGACAUCUACACACCAGCAACAACAUCCUACUCAUUCCAGAGAACGUUCAAGUUCAUGGCACCCAGAUACGACCACCACACUGACCACCACACUGAGCGUUUACAAAAGCUCUGCUGCAUCCUCCUCAAAAGCAGGUGCAAAGGUUGCUCUUGAUAUUGGCACCAAAACUCCUGCUCAAUCUUCAGUUGGCAGGAGCAGGAGUGAUUCAACGCCUGCAAAUAAACUUGUCAUACACCACCAGAGACAGAAUCUCAAGAACAGGUUUCAGUUGCAGAAGACAUUGGGAGAAGGAACAUAUGGAAAAGUAAAACUUGCAUCUGAUAAAAGUACAGGGGAAUUGGUGGCCAUCAAGUACAUCAAGAAGACAAAGAUCCACGAUGACAAUGACCUGGCCAGGAUACGGCGGGAGAUCCACAUUCUGUCCAGCCUACGUCACAAGCAUAUUGUCAACAUACGCGAAGUGUUUGAGAAGAAAGACAAGAUAGUUCUGGUGAUGGACUACGCCCAGGGGGGUGAGCUCUACGACUACCUCAACAAGAUGGGUCAACUGAGCGAGCCAGAAGCCAGGCGGAUCUUCCGACAGAUUGUGUCGGCCAUUCAUUAUUGUCACCAGAAUAGCAUCGUCCACAGAGACUUGAAAUUGGAGAAUAUCAUACUGGAUGAUGAGGGCAAUGUCAAGAUCGCUGACUUUGGUCUGUCCAAUUACUACAGCAUGAACGGCACCCUGAAGACCUUCUGCGGGAGCCCCCUAUAUGCAUCGCCAGAAAUCGUCAAUGGAAGACCUUACCAUGGCCCUGAAGUUGAUGUCUGGUCACUUGGGGUCAUCCUCUACACGCUGGUGUACGGCGCCAUGCCCUUUGAGUCCAAUGAUCUAAUCACGUUGAAGAGACAGAUCUCAGAGGGGGACUAUGCUCAGCCGUCCAAACCUUCGGAUGCUGCUGGAUUAAUACGUCAUAUGUUGACUGUCACCCCCACACGCCGUGCUACCAUGGAAGAUGCCCUCAGACACUGGUGGAUCAACUUUGGGCACUCACACAUGCCCAAUGAUGUGCCAUAUAGCACAGAGGAUGAUCAGCCUACCAGUAACUCAUCCCGCAGAGAUCACCUGGCAGUCAUCCACCACAGAAACCAGAGCAGCAUUUCCUCCGACUCUGACUUAGAGUUGGACUUCAGGCCUAACCGUUGGUCAAGAAGAAAAAUGGCCUUGGACAGUGCUGGCAACAGUGUGUCCUCCUCAGUGGCCAGCAGUCCUGCUCCUUUGGGAGAAAGCAAGUUGGACGAGGAGGUCCUCCCUGAGGUGAACUCAGCAGAUAUUGCUUCUGGUCUCAUGAAACUAUCCCCAGAUAUUUUUGAAAUUUUAAAAGGUUGCAGCAGUAAAUCUUUAGCUGCUCUUCUUCACCCAGACAACAGUUUGGACAGAAACAGUAAUUUGUCUCAGAGCUAUAAUCCCAAGUGCCAAACUGAAGGAACCAGAUCAGACCAAAAUGAAAAGACUGUUUCCUCUGUUUUUGAUUCUGAAAGGAAGCCUGCAAGAGGUAUAUUAAAACGAAAAGGAAAAUUUUCUGGUGGGGAUAGCGGAUGCAUAAUGCAGGAAGAGCUUGUGGCUAAGUCGGAAGAGUCCAGCAUUCCUAAAUCUGGUCAUCUGCCAAGAAGGCUUCCUUCUUUCAGGGAAGAGGCUCAUGGCAUCUUUUCAUCCAAACACAAAGCUAGUCAUUUGUUGCAUGCUGGGAAUAGUGAACUUGUUGGCAAUUUGCCUCAACCAACGCAAAGCAUUACCUCACCGCUGAUACAUCGUCGCCAAGAUCAGGAUCACCAGUCGCCUUCAUCGCCUUCAUCAUCAUCCUUAUCAUCUGUCCAUCCACCUACCACGUGCUCAGCAUCUUUACAUGACACUCACGACCACUGCCUUACACCUGUACAUAAUAAUUCUGGAUCUUAUGCUCAUUCUUCACAGAUAACUUCUGUUGUUACAACAUCAAGGGACAUUCUGAAUCUUCCUGUUCACUGCCUUGCAGACAAAACCAGUUCACCCACUGACGAGUCACCAGAUAGUGGAGUCUGUAAAAAUGUUUCCAAAGUAGUACGCAGGCCCAAAAGCAUCUUGAAAAAUGGCAGAACUCAGUCAGAGGAAGCCAAAAACCGGUUGAGCAUAAGCAGCGUGGGCUCAAACUCAUCAGCAGACAUCCUUGACCUGUCUUACGACAGCGCAGACAGUGAUCAUUAUGUGAAUCAAAGGUCACCAAUCAAGAGUGAUAGUGACAUUUGCUCACCUUCCCAAGAAGUGUUCAACUCGACCAAACUGUCUCAAGACUUCGGUGAUCUCUCCAUCAAAUCUUAUUCUCUACCAAAACACAGACGCUCAUUAAGUGAUGAAUGCAGAAAAGUGACAUUGGAUUCAGCCUUGCAUUACUCAUUUCUCUAGGGAUCUCUUCAGUGCUUACAUUAACUGUGUGACACCAAUUUUUAAAACCAGAUUUUAUAGUUAUAAAUCAUGUACAUCUCUUCAGCUGUCUAUCAUGUCCUAAGAAUACAGACCACCUUUUUUUUUCUUCAUUGCUCAAAUGUCAAUAAGAUAAUUUGUUGUAGAAUGCCUUUAAUUUGCCAAGAUGGGAUUCAAAUUCUUGCAGUGUCUGAUGUUUUACUUCUUCUAGCCAGCUUUUUGCUGCUGAACUGGGAGCUCUUUAGCAGACUGUGCCAAGGAAAAAUAGUGUGCUGUUCUCUUCAGUUGUUCAGCACUGCAGAACAGAGUGUUGGUUAUGUUGGGCUGUAGUGGUAAUAGGGUCUGCAUAAGGAGGAUUAGGAAGGGGCAUUCAAAGAGGAUAUGACUUGAUAGUGUUUACAAAGGGGUAGGUGUGCAAGAUUUAUUUUGUUAAGAUGGUAAUUUAGCAGAGGUGUGUGCCCUGUUCUUAGUUGAAAGGUUGUAGAUUGCUCUUUGCAGGGGAGGAAAUUAAUACUGUGAUGUUUUGCUUAGAAUCUGUACAUGGAGAGAACUCUAUAAACUUAAAGGUAUUUUUUUUUAUUAGAGAUUCUCAUUUCUUCUCUCAAUUUCUUGUUUCACUUUGAAUGUGUACAUUGCAAUUCUUUAGACCACUGUUUCACAAACUGUAUUUUGCUGAAUCCUAGUUUUCCACUGGGCCUCUAUAGGUGUUUCAUGAACUACUGGACUAAUAAAUUAACUAGUAGGCCACCACCUGACUUAAUCUCUCUAAAAAAUAAGCAAAGUAAUCUGAUAAAUACUCAGAAUGUGCGAAAUGUUUCCCAUUAAGGAAAAAGUUUGGGAAACACUGCUGUGUAGACCAAUGUGUUGUCUCUCAGCAGUGUAAGUUUUGAGUUGGAUCUAGACAAAGAUGAAAGCUUUAAACAUUGUUUAAACUUAACUUAUCCAUUUGAUGGGCUGACUUAUAGAUGUUCAGCUGCCAUAAUGAGAGACAUGGGUUUAAAUCCUUUUUACCAUUUUUUAAAAUUAAUACAAAAGCCAUAAGUAGAUAUCCUUAGUAGACCUUGCUUCAAAUGAGUAUCUGUAUCUCAGAUAGGUAAAGCUAUGAUGGGUUGUUUAGCUGGCACUACUGCACCUUCAGGCACUGUUAACCACAGCAGAGUUAACACUCAUCUUCACUGCUAGUAAGAACAUAAGGUCUGGAAUCUUUGUCUCAUAAUAAAAGUGUAAAGGUUCACGUACCUAGACCAGUGCCAGCUCUUGAAAUGAAGUAAGCUAUGCAAUUAAUCCAAAGGCAGCUUCCACUUCCUUCUGUCCAUUUGUAUUUUUCUUUCUGCUAUGCAAAAUGCCAUCCUUAUUGAAUCCAUUCUCCUGUAUUGCAUAAAAACUUGACAUGAAUACUAUGAUGCUUGUAAUCAAAUAGCAUACAUGUAUAAUACUGAGUAAUAUAUUUAUAUACGUGUUAUUUAUUCUAUAUGAGAACUGAACAUACUGUAUAUUAACAUUUAAGAGAAUAAAAAUGAAAGUUUCUUAGGCAAACAACUAAAUUAAAAUUACUGCACUUUGAAGGCUUGCUUAUAUGAUGAUCAGACCAAGACAUGACAGUGGAAAUAUAUUUCAAAGAUUUAUGACAUUUGCUUAGAACUCAAGUUUACAAAUGUCUAUGCUAUUUGUCAUUCUUUUCAAACUUGGUUAUUAUCCUUCAAAUGUCCUGCCUUCAAAAAUUGCUUUAUUGAUUGUCUAUGACUAAGUAUCCUUUUCAAAAAGAUGUUUUCAUUAAAAUAUUUAUGCUAAAUCAUUACAACAGAGAAUUUCUUUCAUUACUUGUGACAAUAAUUGAAACUACAGUGUCUUGAUUUCUCAAGUUUCUUCUCAUCUGUUUAAAAGCAUAACUUUGAAUGGUAGAUAAAUUGAAGGAGUUUCAAUUAUUUAUUUUCCUAAUACCUUUCAGUUAUUACUGGGUUUCUUUUCAGUCUUUUAUAUUGUCAUUUAACAGUGAACUCUUUUUCUUAGAGAUUCUCUCUAUUUUAUAUAUAUUUUGUUUUGGGUCAGCUUUUUCUCUCCCUUAUUUGUGAUACUUCCAAAGAUAUUCUUAUUGUUGUUAGUUUUGAAUUGUACAAAUACUAUUUCUAAUGUCAUGUGUGUCUUGUGUUUUGCAUUUCAUGAUCUUAGAGGCAUUAAACAUUUCAAUGUUUUGAUGUCUUAUCCAAUAGUAUGAUGUUAGCGAUUCACAACACAAUAGUUAUCCUCUGCUUACAAUUGAACAUUGUAUCACUUUCAGCAUCAGAUGUUAUCAGAUCCCCCUCCUGCCUAAGUUUCUAGGUAGAGAACCUCCAUAAGUUCAAGGAUUUUCUUGCAGAAAAUGUUUCAUGAGAAGAGGGAGGGGUGAGAAAGGGAUGUAACUCAAGUCAACAAGAAAAAAUUGAUAUGAAAUCUGAGAUGUAUGAUUCAUUUAUCCUGUGAAAUCUUAAGGUGUGUCCUCCUUUGGUUCAAGUAAUCUAAUAUGUGGACUUGGUUGUCAUUAUUUCUUUGUUCGCUUUUUUUUUUUUUUUUUUGUUGUUGUUAAUCUAAAUGUUCAGACAUUUUAUUUUGAACAAAUAAGGACCUCUAUUAUUUAUAGAGCUACUUCUCUACUGACCAAACUUAAGAAAAGACUGAAGUAGAUUAAGAAAUAUUGAAAUUGAAUAUGCUCUUUGAUCUCAUCAGUCUAUUAAUAGCAAAACAUUAUUAGUAUUCACUAUUUGUCUCAUAAAUUGUGACCAUAUGUUGUAUACAUUCAAUGUCUGAGCACUAUUUUGUUGGUGGAGAGAGGGAAAGAUCUGACAUGUAAUUCACUUCUUGUACAUUUUGUAUUUAUUUAUUUUUGUGUGCCCUUUAAAUAAUUAUCUUUUUUUUUUUUUAUUCCUUACAGAACUAAUUGAAACUGUUUAUUUCGAUAAGAUGAAAUUCUAGGAUUUAAAAAGGAAUUAUUUGAAAUGUUGUUAUUAAUAAUAGAAGAAGAUAAUCAAAGAGAGCCAUUUUGAUUUAUUUGCAUUGCGUUAUUGCUUUUUCCCUGAUAAAUGAAUGCAUCUGGAACAGGCAUUAUCAGAAAUUAAAAGCUGCAAAAAACUUUUUUUUUACAUUUAGUUUGUAGAAUAAUAAUCUUUUUUUUUGUAUUGGACUGUACAUCCUUUUAAAUCAAGCCAUUUAGUCAAUGCAUUGAACUUUUGAAUAUCCACUACCACAUCCAUAGACCUUGAAGUCAAUGACACUUCCCCAUAUAUUGACCUCAAAGAUAUGUCCGUGUCUAUUUGCCCAUACAUUGACCUUGGGCAUGUCUACUUCCCCAUACAUUGACCUUGUAGACUUGUGAUUGCCCACUUGUGGCUAUCCACUUCCUUGACCUUGUAGACAACUCCCCCAUAGAUGGACUUGAAAUCCUUUCCUCAUUGACCUACCCAGACAUUGUAUUGAUGUUUGAUAAUCAUCAAGUUCUGUGCAUUCAGACAACACACACUCACACUAGCAUAUUAUGUUGAGAUCAAGUCUUAGUUGAAAUAUUGAAACCACAAGGCUCACAUUGUGGACUCCAUUUUGGGUUGUUCUAUGCAUAAUUUCCUCUGGUGUUGUAUUUCUAUUCUAUGACAAUGUAUUAUACUGUGGAGAAUCUGACCUUUGCUUUGCCAUGUAUUCUCUCCCUUUGUUUUUUUAAUCUGCUGUUUCUUGAUGGAACAAUUAUUUGUCUGGUUGAUAUUGAGUCUUUCUUUGACACAAGACAAUAAAAAGCUUUUGAAACAUAAA